This is a messenger RNA of Amorphotheca resinae ATCC 22711, 1167 nucleotides long. RefSeq lists its product as hypothetical. NCBI's taxonomy places the organism in Eukaryota, Fungi, Ascomycota, Leotiomycetes, Helotiales, Amorphothecaceae. The coding region runs from base 1 to 1083 and encodes 360 amino acids. The transcript has 3 exons. Gene Ontology annotation, molecular function: 6-phosphogluconolactonase activity; protein binding. The record is from RefSeq and is a predicted model, not a curated record.
AUGCUGCACCACUUGAUGGUGGGCACCUGGACCCCUCCUGGGGCCAUCUUCACCUUUGAGUUUGACGAUGUAGCUUUGACGCUGAAGAUGAUCAAGAGGACCGCCAUUCCUGAAGAUCAGCCUAUCUCGUGGAUGACCUUCGACCAUGCGAAGAAGACCAUCUAUGGUGCAUCGAUGAAGAAAUGGGCCAGUUAUGCCGUCAAGAGCCCUACAGAAAUUAUUCACCAGGCCUCUCAUCCCAUGUCACAUGACCCCAGAGCCGCGAGUCUCGACACCAACACGCGCGCCAUCUUCGUGCUGGCCGCGAAGCAGGCGCCGUUCAACGUGUAUGGCAAUCCCUUCUACGACCACGCCGGGUUCGGGAACGUGUUCUCGGUCGACUCGGAGGGCGCGCUGGUGAAGAACAUCCAGAACUACGAGUACAGCCCGGAGACGGGCAUCCACGGCAUGGUGUUCGAUCCCACCGAGACGUACCUGUACUCGGCGGACCUGCGCGGGAACAGCAUCUGGACGCACAAGAAGGACAAGGAGACGGGCCAGCUGACGCUCGUCAACCGUCUGCGCGCCCCAGCGCCGGGCGACCACCCGCGCUGGGUCGCGCUGCAUCCCAGCGGGAAGUACCUGUAUGUGUUGAUGGAGGCCGGGAACCGACUCGCCGUCUACGUGAUCGACGAGCAAUCGCACAUCCCGACCUUCACGCAGCUGACGUACCCGCUGAUCCCGCCGGGGAUCCCGAACCCCAAGAUGUACCGGUCGGACGUGUGCACGCUCUCGCACAGCGGCCGGUACCUGUACGCGACGUCGCGGGCCAACGCGGCGCACCUGACGGGCUACAUCGCGGCCUUCAAGCUGGGCCCCGCGGGCAACGUGGAGCGCCAGAUCUGCCUGAACCCGACACCGACGAGCGGAGGGCAUUCCAACGCCGUCAGCCCGUGCGACUGGAGCGAUGAGUGGGUGGCGCUGACGGACGACCAGGAGGGCUGGCUGGAGAUCUACCGCUGGAACGAGGAGUUCUUGGGGAGGGUGGCGCAUUGCGAUGUGAAGGAGCCCGGGUUUGGGAUGAAUGCUAUCUGGUAUGAUUAAAGGGCUUUGAAUGCUGUUAUUGCACAGAACCCGGAAACUUUCCUAUCUUGUCCAUGACUGACUAGAUAAUGUAAACUACUUGCU